UCAAUUCACCAUAUACAUGAUGGCCCAAUUAGCCCAUGUAAAGCAGCAAAGGUCGUCUGCGAAAAAGCAACACAGAGAGUGAAAGAGGGAGGGCGUAGCGAUUGGACUUUGCGAACAUAGCAAUUACCAAGAACGAAGAAAGAGAGAGAUGAACACAGACAUUACUGCAUCGGCUAAGCCGGAGUACCCAGUCAUAGAUCGGAAUCCCCCCUUCACCAAGACCGUCGCCAACUUCAACACCCUUGAUUACCUUCGACUCACCACCAUCUCCGGCAUCUCUGUCACCGUUGGAUACCUUUCUGGAAUCAAGCCAGGGAUCAGGGGCCCGUCGAUGGUGACCGGGGGUUUAAUCGGAGUUAUGGGUGGGUUCAUGUACGCGUACCAGAACUCCGCUGGACGUCUGAUGGGCUUCUUCCCCAACGAUGGCGAGGUCGCUCGUUACAAGAAGUAAUUCCCCCCUUCUUCGCCCAAUUUUUCAAUCUAGGGUUUUCUUUUGUUUGAUGAAAAUGACCUCAAAUGGAUCAAUUGGGUAUUUUUAUGAUUCUCAGUGAGGUACUUGUGUGAACCGAUUAAUAAUUAAAUUGUUCUUACUGCU
Molecule: messenger RNA, 595 nt
Organism: Lactuca sativa (garden lettuce)
Lineage: Eukaryota; Viridiplantae; Streptophyta; Magnoliopsida; Asterales; Asteraceae
Product: NADH-ubiquinone oxidoreductase
Cellular component (GO): respiratory chain complex I
Source: RefSeq, a predicted model, not a curated record